Cyclopterus lumpus (lumpfish) is the source of this 2434-nucleotide messenger RNA. It is a transcript of the gene crp1, whose product is annotated as C-reactive protein 1. The record is from RefSeq and is a predicted model, not a curated record. The transcript has 3 exons. The coding region runs from base 776 to 1486 and encodes 236 amino acids. Lineage: Eukaryota; Metazoa; Chordata; Actinopteri; Perciformes; Cyclopteridae.
CAAACCUCAAUGAUGUGUUUUGUUGUUUGCUCCCCUCCACAAGCACACACUGGGCUUGGGCUGCUGCCCCACCUGUGGAGACUGGCCUGAAUCUGCUGAGGGUUGACCCCUGCCUCCGUGGCAGGUUGGUGCGGGACCUGCUAAGUUGGGUCUGACACCAGGGUUGAUUUUUGUUUUGUUUGGGGCAUCCUUGGGCUCACAUUCCUUUUAAGCCCACGGUUUAGUCGGGUGGUGAGUUUUUCUUUUCCAGGGAGACGAGCAGUAGGUGGAUUGAAGAUGUCUGGACUUGUAGACGACGGGAACCUUUGACCAUCUUUAUAGCAUCCUUUGAGGGAACUGACAACAACAACAAUAACAACAAUAACAACAACAACAACAAUCUCUGCCACAGCUCUGACAUCUGCUAUGAAAGAUUGUUUUCCCCGAUGUGGACACUGUGAGUCUAUGUGCUAUAGACACACACACGCACGCACACGCAGCUGAAUAGGUGUGUGUUUGCAUCAGUCACAUGUAAAAGGACAGUGUCACCCGGCCCUCACACACCAGGCCUAUUGUCAGAGCUGACGUCAUGGCUUGUGCUAGGAGGGAAGAGGACUGGGCACGGGACAUGAGCAAGUGGGACUGAGUUAGCAACACUGAGGAACAACAAACAUCAAAAUGGUAAGAAACGCAGUUUCUUCUUGUAACCUUUUUACAUAAUUUGGUCUCUGGUGACUUGUCUGUGUACUCAGAGAUGGUUAGGACUUCCUUUUUGGAUAUUCUCAACGGAUGAUGGAUGUCUUGUGUGUGUUUGAAGACUGUCGACACUGUGAGGUUCGCUGUGGGAGUUCUUGGUGUCUUUGGAUGCUUUCUGACACUCUCCUCAGCCAGCCAAGUGGGUCUGAGCAACAAAGUCCUGGUGUUUCCUUACGAGACGGACUUCAGCUUCGUGGCCCUGAUCCCGCAGAAGGAGAUGGGGCUCACGGCCUUCACUCUGUGCAUGCGCGUGGCCACCGAGCUGCCGGAAGACCGCCAGAUCAUCCUGUUCGCCUACCGCACAGCCGACUACGAUGAGCUCAACGUGUGGCGUGAGAAGGACGGACGUGUCUCCUUUUACAUGAGCGGCGAUGGCAUCAUCUUCCACCUGCCGCCGCUCACCACAUUCCGCACCAGCCUCUGCCUGACCUGGGAGUCUCGCACGGGCCUGGCUGCUUUCUGGGUGGAAGGGAAACGCAGCACCUACCAGGUUUACAAACCCGGGCACACCAUCCGUCCAAAAGGCACCGUCCUCCUGGGGCAGGACCCGGACAAACACCUGGGGGGUUUGGAAGCCGUGCAGAGCUUUGUAGGGGAGAUGUCUGAUCUGAAUAUGUGGGACUCUGUGCUCUCCAGGAGCAUGAUCCAGGCCUGGCACUACGGGCACAAGGUCCCCAAGGGAAACAUCUUCGACUGGGGCACCAUGGAGUACGAGCUGAACGGUAACGUGAUGGUGGUGGAUGAUGAUUGACUCAGUGUGGAGUCGAAUGCAGAGAGGGACGAGGCUUUAGAGGUCUGUGUUGGACUGAUACUGAUAUGUAAAUUUCUUUCUUAGAUUGUGUUGUUUUAUGUUAGGGCCCUUCAACCGUUCUUCCAUAAAGCCCACAAGUCUCUUGACCUCUGGAUGAUUAGGUAAAGAAAAUAGAAAAGAUCUUGUCUGAGUAUCCACCUAUAUGUAUGCAGCAUUCUGCACUGAGGAUAAAGCUAAUACUUUGUGGUCCACAGAAGUCUGUGGUUUUACACCAUUAACCUUUUGCUAAACACUAACUCAGUUUAGAAUCAAUGUGUUGUUCUUAUAUUUGCAUUUUAAAAGUGUUACUUGUCUUUGUAUCUCAAAGCUUCAUCCGUUGAUAGAACCAAUCGGUAAAUAUAACAAAAAGUAGAUGUGCCAGACGUAUCCAUAGGGUGGCACUCUGUACUAGUUCACAUCAAACAGAAACUCUGUGUCAAGCGAUAUGAUUUGGCAUCCUUAUGAACUGAGGGUAUUUACGAGGACACCAAAAUCUGAUUAAAAUGCUGCUUAUAUAACGUAUUCAAGAACACAUUUCUCCACCUUAUAGUGAUAUGUUUUCUCUAUGGACAACUGCAAUUACAAGUAAAAAUUUAUUAAAAAACCCUCAAAAACAGGAAUAUUUCCAAACAUCUGGUAUCAUACAUGCAAUUAGUAUAUUUGUUUGUUUGAUGCUAUUGAUAAUAAAAUAAGUGAAGCGGAUAGUAAAACAGUCAACUGGGAGUUGCAUUAUUUCUACUGUAGACUUAAUGAUUUAACUGCACUCGGAGACAAAUAGCAAUUAUCAUGUUUAAUAUCCAUCGCCAUAAUGUUGCCUUUGGUUAGCGUACUCACUCAUGAAUUUUCCAUGUUUCAACUGAUGUAAGAAUGCUUUUGGGUCUGAAAUAAAAUCUUUCCAUAUGCAUAACU